GUUUACUGUUGUGUAACAGUAGUUUGUGUACUCUCUGUAGCAGGAUCGUUGUGAUUGCGGUUGUAUUCAAAAUCCAUGAAUGGGUUUUACACCAGAAUGAAAAAUGUUUCGAAGGGUCGUGGUGGGUGUUUCCGGCGGUGUCGAUAGUGCCGUUACGGCGUAUUUGCUGAAGCGGAAAGGUUUCGACGUUCGCGCCGCCUUCAUGAAAAACUGGGACCUCAUCGACGAGAACGGGUACUGUUCCGGCGAACAGGACUGGCUAGACGCGCAGAAGCUGUGCCGCCAGCUGGACAUUCCCCUGGAGCAGGUCAACUUUGUCAAGGACUACUGGCUGGAGGUGUUUGGGAGCUUCCUGAAAGACUACAGCGCCGGGAUAACGCCAAACCCGGACAUACUGUGCAACCGACACAUCAAGUUCAAUCUGUUUUACAAGCACGCUCGCGAACGGAUGGGCGCGGACGCGAUCGCCACGGGUCACUAUUGCCGAAGCAGCUUUGGGCCGUUUUUGGAGAAUUACACCGAGCAGGACAGAGUACGACUGCUGACCGGCGUGGACGAGAUCAAAGACCAGACGUUCUUUUUGUCCCAGAUUGGGACGGAAGCGCUGCGUCGCACCAUGUUCCCGAUCGGUGGGAUGAUGAAGCGCGAGGUUAAGGCGUUGGCUGCGGAGGUUGGGCUGGAAGCGUUUGCGAAGAAGAAGGAGAGUAUGGGCAUUUGCUUUGUGGGGAAGCGGAGCUUCCAGGACUUUAUCGGCGAGUACAUCGAGAGUAAACCGGGUGGGUUUGUGGACUUUGAGACGGGACGGGUCGUGGGCGAGCACAAGGGACUGCACCACUGGACGGUUGGCCAGAAGGCCAAGAUUGGAGGGUGCUUGAAGCCGUAUUUUGUGUUUCGGAAGGAUGUUGAAAGGAAUGUUAUCUAUCUGGUGGCUGGAACGGAUCAUCCGCUGCUGCGGACGGACAUGGUCUUCGCCGAGGAUCCUGUUUGGUUGAAUCGGCCGGACGAUUGGGUGCGGGGAGGGGUUUUGAGGUGCCAGUUUAGAUUUCAGCACACGAAGCCGUUGGUGGGCUGUAGCGUUAUUGAAACGGACGGCCACAAAGUUUUUGUAAAGUUGGAUGAACCCUUGAGGGCGAUCACCCCCGGCCAGUAUGCUGUUUUCUAUCGAAAUGAAGAGUGCUUUGGAAGUGCAAGAAUUACGAAACCUGGUCCGUCCAUGGUUUACAGCGAUCGGUAGCAUUUGAAAUAAAGUCAAACUUAAA
Culex quinquefasciatus (southern house mosquito) is the source of this 1259-nucleotide messenger RNA. RefSeq names its product mitochondrial tRNA-specific 2-thiouridylase 1. Gene Ontology annotation, cellular component: mitochondrion. NCBI's taxonomy places the organism in Eukaryota, Metazoa, Arthropoda, Insecta, Diptera, Culicidae. The transcript has 2 exons. The record is from RefSeq and is a predicted model, not a curated record. Gene Ontology annotation, biological process: tRNA wobble position uridine thiolation. Gene Ontology annotation, molecular function: sulfurtransferase activity. Bases 104 to 1234 code for a protein of 376 amino acids.